AUGUCUUUGACAUCGAAUGUGAUGCUCCAGGCAUCUCGCAUCGGAGGGAUGAUAACCAAACGUGGAGGAACCACUGGCUUGAUGGUUCACAGAGACACCAAAGAAAAUAAUUUGAACGUUAAGUUCAAGUUCACACCAGAAAACGAAGAUAGAAUCAAAGCAAUUGUUGAUAUUUAUCCAGAAGGACACAAAGCCGGUGCUCUUAUCCCUCUUCUCGAUCUUGCUCAGCGACAGCAUGGAUGGCUUCCUAUUUCUGCAAUGCACGAAGUUGCUCGUAUUUUGGAAGUUCCCCGUAUGCGUGCGUAUGAAGUCGCCACCUUCUACACCAUGUUCAACCGUCAACCAGUCGGUAAAUAUUUCCUUCAGGUUUGCGCAACAACACCGUGUAUGCUUCGAGGAGCCGAAACUAUCACUGAAACGAUCGAGAAGAAGCUUGGCAUUCACGCCGGAGAAACAACUAAAGACGGGCUAUUCACAUUGGCUGAGGUUGAAUGUCUCGGAGCCUGUGUCAACGCUCCAAUGAUUCAAAUUAAUGAUGACUAUUUUGAGGACUUGACACCGAAGGAUGUACAUGAAAUUCUUGAUGACUUGAAAGCAGGUCGUAAGCCAGCCGCAGGUCCACGAUCCGGACGUCUUGCUGCCGAACCUUUCGGAGAACUUACUUCUCUUAAAGAGACUCCACCUGGUCCAGGUUUCGGGCUUCAGGCUUCUCUUAAGUAA
This is a messenger RNA of Caenorhabditis remanei, 720 nucleotides long. RefSeq lists its product as uncharacterized. Gene Ontology annotation, molecular function: NADH dehydrogenase activity. Lineage: Eukaryota; Metazoa; Nematoda; Chromadorea; Rhabditida; Rhabditidae. The transcript has 4 exons. Gene Ontology annotation, biological process: mitochondrial electron transport, NADH to ubiquinone. Bases 1 to 720 code for a protein of 239 amino acids. The record is from RefSeq and is a predicted model, not a curated record.